Capra hircus (goat) is the source of this 1328-nucleotide messenger RNA. RefSeq names its product guanine nucleotide-binding protein G(I)/G(S)/G(O) subunit gamma-10. Gene Ontology annotation, biological process: G protein-coupled receptor signaling pathway. The record is from RefSeq and is a predicted model, not a curated record. Bases 171 to 377 code for a protein of 68 amino acids. The transcript has a single exon. Gene Ontology annotation, molecular function: G-protein beta-subunit binding. Gene Ontology annotation, cellular component: heterotrimeric G-protein complex. NCBI's taxonomy places the organism in Eukaryota, Metazoa, Chordata, Mammalia, Artiodactyla, Bovidae.
AAUGGUUUUAUGCUUUGUGGGGAUGACCUACCUAAUGUACGGAAAUUAAACCACAUUUAGAAAUUAGCUAGAAUAAAUACCACUACAGUAAAGUUCUAGAGGAGAGUGAAAAAGUUGGCUUAAAGUUCAACAUUCACGCCCGCCGCGCUCUCGGAGCCCAGGCCGCCGGCAUGUCUUCCGGGGCCAGCGUGAGCGCCUUGCAGCGCCUGGUGGAGCAGCUCAAGCUGGAGGCCGGCGUGGAGAGGAUCAAGGUCUCUCAGGCGGCUGCAGAGCUUCAACAAUAUUGCAUGCAGAAUGCCUGCAAGGAUGCCCUGCUGGUGGGUGUUCCAGCUGGAAGCAAUCCCUUUCAGGAGCCCAGAUCCUGUGCUUUACUCUGAAGACUGUAGAGAAGAAGUUUGCUGAAGAAUGCUUUCAAGCACAAACUGAUGAAUGACUGCCUCCAAAUUUCAAGAAAACACUUCUCUAACCACAGGACUUCUAGAUGUUUCACAGGACCUUUCCUGUGACCUGGUCCUUUAGCCAACAUUCUGCAGAAACUGAUGUUUCUACUCAAAUAAGGAAACUGGGUGAAGGUGUAGAUUUUAAAUAAUAAUGGCCUGAUUCUUUGCUGAAGUGCUUUAUACUUAAACAAAAACCUUACCGCCAAAUAUACCAAGAUACACUUCUUUCAUUAAGUGAAUUACUAGCGUUUCUAUGCCUGGAAUGUUAUGUAUGUUUUAUUUACUAGAUGUUUACAUUUUGGGAAGGAAAACAGUAUUCUUUGUUAAAAAAUUGAAUAUUUGUUAUUUGCUGUUCCCAACUAAGAUCUUUAUACCAUAACAAAAUUUGCUCUCUUCUCAUGAAUUUAUAAUUUCUAAAUGAAGACAGGCAAGUAUAAAAUUGGGGGAAGAAUGGGCUUUGUUAAUCAAAUGAUGUCUUGAUUUUUCUAAAUGAGGAGAUUGUUUCAUUUUCAACACUAAGCAUGGGAUCUAUUUCUUAGCAACCUUGUUUGCAAAGAUGAAUGUUGUUUUCUGUAUGAGACUGCCCCAUCCAGUAUAUGAAGCAGGUUUGAUCUUCGUCUUAAGUUCCUCUACUUUAUAGGGGUGGUUUUACUUAAAAAAAUAUACUAAAUUAUUUCAUUUUUAAAUGUGAUCUACAGAGCAUUGCAAAUGAUUUUUUUAAAGUAAUGUGAAAAUAUGAUAACCUAAAUGAAUUUUUAAUGUCACAGCUGUAUUAUUUUGAUGAUGUGCCUUUGAUUUAAUUUGGGACACUUAAAGGAAUACUUUAUUUGUGUUUGUUUUAAUCUUUGAAGAACUUGGAAAUAAAAUUUCUGCUUAAUUUCUACUAAA